Parathielavia appendiculata is the source of this 309-nucleotide messenger RNA. Its product is annotated as SPC12-domain-containing protein. Gene Ontology annotation, cellular component: signal peptidase complex; endoplasmic reticulum membrane. Gene Ontology annotation, biological process: protein targeting to ER. NCBI's taxonomy places the organism in Eukaryota, Fungi, Ascomycota, Sordariomycetes, Sordariales, Chaetomiaceae. The transcript has 3 exons. Bases 1 to 309 code for a protein of 102 amino acids. The record is from RefSeq and is a predicted model, not a curated record.
AUGGCGGAGCAACUGCUAGACCAGGUCGGCGACCUGUUUGAGGGCCAAAUUGACUUUGAGGGCCAGAAGCUCGUCGAGCUCCUUGUCAAUGUUGCCUUGACCCUCGUCGGAGCCAUUGCCUUCUUUGUCGGCUACUUCCUGCAGGACAUCAAACUCGCCGUCUACAUCGGGCUCAUCGGCACCGCCGCAGUCUUCGUCCUCGUCGUUCCGCCCUGGCCGUUCUAUAACCGACAUCCUGUGAAAUGGCUACCGGUCGGAGGAGUCACGCCGCCGGCGAACCUAGUGAUCAACGACAACGUGCUCAAAUGA